Molecule: messenger RNA, 2376 nt
Organism: Nerophis lumbriciformis (worm pipefish)
Lineage: Eukaryota; Metazoa; Chordata; Actinopteri; Syngnathiformes; Syngnathidae
Source: RefSeq, a predicted model, not a curated record
AUGUUGGCUCGCAGCGGCAAAUCACCGGUCACCUCCGCCAGGGAGUCCAGAGCAAAAGUGACGGAGAAGACCACAGAUCCCAUUCGUAGGCUUGGUCUGCUGGACAACGAGGAUGUGCGCGUGAUGAUGCAAGGCUCUAACAUGGUCAAAGUUCGCUCUCCGAGGUGGCAAAAAAGCCGCAACCUGCGCUUGUUGGAGGACGGACUUACCGUGUGGUGCGAGUCAUCCAAAAGUUCUCGCAAGGCCAAAGCCCGUCAGACGUUUGCAGUGACCGAAGUGGAGUGCGUGCGCGAGGGCUGCCAGUCGGAGGCGCUGCGCCGGAUCUCUGGCUCAGUGCCGGACAACCGCUGCUUCACGGUGGUCUUCCGAGGGGCUCGCAAGAGCCUGGAUCUUCUGUGCCCUUGUGAGGAUGAGGCUCAGCGCUGGGUGCGAGGCCUGCGCACGCUGAAGGAGCGUGUCGCCAACAUGACGCAGAAGGAGAAACUGGACCAUUGGAUCCGAGGCUACCUGCGACGAGCGGAUCAGAACCAGGACGGCAAGAUGAGCUACGACGAAAUUCGCGGGCUGCUGCAGAUGAUCAACAUUGACCUGAGUGAGCAGUACGCUCGCUCCUUGUUUAAGAGAUGCGACCGAUCCGGAGACAGCCGUCUGGACCACAACGAGAUCGAGGAGUUCUGCCGGGAGCUGCUGCGCCGGCCCGAGCUGGACGCCGUCUUCCGCCACUACUCCAGCAACGGCUGCGUGCUUUCCACCGCCGAGCUCAGAGACUUCCUGGGAGACCAAGGAGAGGACGCGAGCCUGGCCCACGCGCAGAAUCUCAUCGGCACCUACGAGCUCAACGACUGGGCUCAGAGGAACCAGUUCAUGACCCAGAACGGUUUCACCAUGUACAUGCUGUCACGGGAAAAUGAUGUGAUGAACCCAGAGCACGCCCGAGUCCACCAGGACAUGAGCCGCCCCCUGGCCCACUACUUCAUAUCCACCUCACACAACACCUACCUCACCAAGGACCAAGUGACCAGCGCCAGCAGCACCGAGCCGUACAUCAGGGCCUUAAUUCAAGGCUGCCGCUGCGUGGAGUUGGAUUGCUGGGAUGGAGAUAAAGGCGAGCCUGUCAUCUACCACGGUCACACGCUCACCUCCAAAGUGCCUUUCAAGGAGGUCAUUGUCACUAUCGCACAGUAUGCGUUCAAGACGUCUCCGUACCCUCUGAUCUUGUCCCUGGAGAACCAUUGCUCCGUGGAGCAGCAGGUGGUCAUGGCCAAACACCUUUACACCAUCCUGGGCAACAAGCUGCUCAACAAACCCCUCAGUGACCACGAGCAUAAAGAUCUGCCAUCACCUGAAGCGCUGAGGGGGUGUAUCCUGGUGAAAGGGAAGAAGCAGAUUCCCCAUCUAAGCCAACUGGGAAAGAACGGAAGCUACGGCAGCUUCUCCUCGAGCUCCGAAGACGAGCAGGCGGGCGGAAACAAGAGCACGCCCAAGAAGGAACUGGCUAAGGUGUGCUCCAAACUGAGCGUGGAGCUGUCCGAGUUGGUGAUCUACUGCCAUAGCGUCCCAUUCUGCGGUUUCACAAAUGUGGGCGAAAGGCCUGCAGAGGAAAUGUCUUCCUUUUCUGAAAACGAUGCGCUGAGGCUCAUCAAAGACUCUGGAAAACUCUUCGUGCGACACAAUAGCAGGCAGCUUAGCCGGAUCUACCCUUCCGGACAGCGCCUCCAGUCGUCCAACUAUGACCCCCAGGAAAUGUGGAACGCUGGCUGCCAGAUGGUGGCGCUAAAUUUCCAGACCCCUGGGGAGCAGAUGGAUCUUAACCAGGGCCGCUUUCUGCCCAAUGGUCGUUGCGGCUACGUCCUGAAACCCAGCUUCCUGUGCAGUGGUGAUUCCGACUUCAACCCUGAGAACACGGGCGGGGGACCCGGUCACAUCCCUACCCAGCUGACUAUACGAGUGAUAUCGGCACAGCAGCUCCCCAAAAUUAACACCGACAAGGCAAGCUCCAUUGUGGACCCUCAGGUGUGGGUGGAGAUUCACGGGGUGGCAAUAGAUAACACCAGAGACAAAACACAUCGCAUUGACAACAAUGGCUUCAACCCACGAUGGGACUGCACGCUCAAGUUCCAGCUGCAAGUGCCCGAGCUGGCGUUGGUGCGCUUCGUAGUCGAAGACCAUGAUCACACCGCCAAGAAUGACUUUGUGGGACAGUUCACAUUACCUUUCACAAGCCUGCGUACAGGUUACAGACACGUCCACCUGCUGAAGGCCGACGGGUCCCGACUGGCCCCCGCCACGCUUUUCAUCCACGUCAAAGUGUCCCGCAAGGGUGUUCCAAUCAAACACGUGUGUGAAAGUAUGCCUUCUCCCAAGGGAAAGUCGUAA